UCAAAAAAAUGAUAAUAUGGAUGGAGAGAAUUUUAAGUGGACCAACGAGUACGUAGUGUUCUUUUGUGAGAUUUGUAUCAAAUAUAUUCGAAAGUAUGGGCGUGGAUUAAUGAAAUGGAAAGAAAUUAAAGAAGAAUUUGAAGUUACCGCCAAACGGAAAAUUGCACAUAGAAGUUUAAAGAAUAAGUGGGAUGCUAUGAAAAAAGAAUGGAGAACUUGGAAGCAACUGAAACGUGAAGAAACUGGUUUAGGGUGGGAUCCUAGUACACAUAAGAUUAGUGGUUUUGAUGAAUGGUGGGAGAAAAAAAUCAAGGAGAACUCCGAGUAUAAAAAAUUUCGUAAUAAAUCCAUCGAUCCUGCAAUGGAUGAUUUGUGGUCUAAAUUACUUGAAGAUAGCUAUGCAAAUGGUGAAGGUUGUGUUGCACCCACUAUGGAUCCUCAAUUAGUACAACCUGUGGAUAUUGAGGAAGAAAAUAUAGAAAGUGAAGAAGAGAAUAGGACUAGGCAAGGAUUUGAAGAUUUGUUAUAUUCUCAGGAUAACCAACAUUCUUUCCAAUUGCAUGAUUUGGAGGUAGAUGAGUCUUCAUUUUGGAAUAAUUUCAUGAGUGAGAAACUCAAAAUAUUGGUCUUAAACGCACUCAAAUGAAGCGUAAGAGGAGACAAUCGGGAGGAACAGCUCAACUUUCUAGUCAAUUGGAUAGUUUGAUUUCAAAUUCAAAUCGGACAUGGGACGUUUUAAUAGGGGAUAAUACUGUGAAUACUCAAAGUAGUACAAGUGUUAGUCUUGCUGCAACAAUAAGUAUUAUUAACGGCAUGGUUACUGAUGGUAUUAUGGAAAAAAGGUGGAGAUUUGUGGUGCUUUUCUCUCAGCUUGCUUAAGGAUGAUUUGAAUAGGGAAUUUUUUUUUAAAAUAUUGAUGAUGACUUCUCUAGGAAAGCUUGGUUGAAGUAUAUGCAUGAUACAAGCAAGUGAAUGCUCAUUUUAUUUCAAUAUGUUUCGUUGUAAUUUCAAUUUGACAUUUGUGUGUUUGAACAUUAUAUUAAUUUUUGUAUGAAUUA
Ipomoea triloba (trilobed morning glory) is the source of this 1058-nucleotide messenger RNA. Its product is annotated as L10-interacting MYB domain-containing protein-like. NCBI's taxonomy places the organism in Eukaryota, Viridiplantae, Streptophyta, Magnoliopsida, Solanales, Convolvulaceae. The record is from RefSeq and is a predicted model, not a curated record. The transcript has 3 exons. The coding region runs from base 17 to 646 and encodes 209 amino acids.